AUGCCCAUCAAGGAAGUGGCACUGGAUCUCACCAACUUUGUGCUGUCAAACGUUAACGAUGCAAUCUCCUUCAAGCCGCAACUAUGCUACGAAGUGCCCGCCCAGGACUAUGGCGAACUGCGAGAACGGUACAUCGCAUUUACCGGCACAUCCAUGCGCAAAAACAAAUCCCGGCUGUACUUUCUGCCGACAAACAUCUCUGACGAACUGCAACAGCUUAAUCCAUCGGUGCCGGACUCGGCGAAGCACGUGCCGCGCGACGGCCACGUUUACUACAAAAACAGGCUUAUCACGGAGCUGGACUAUGAAAACGUGAAACGUGUGGAGCUGGCGUGCGCCUACAUUGCGUACGCGAUCAUCAACAAAGCCGCAGGCGUCGAGGUGGAACCCGGAAGCAGCAGCAACAACAACAAUAACAACACAGACCGUCUGAGCGGCGCCCUGGCAAGCGCCAUGGAACGCCGCGAAUCGUCAAAUUCGUUUUCGGAUUUGAGCGGCCGCGAAGAAUCGCGGGACGGCUCGAAUCCGUCUCCCUCAGACCUCAAAAUAUCGCCUGCGGAGGCCACCGCCCAAGCCCUCAAGCGAGGCGGACUCAUUGGCUUCCGUGAAUUGGGCUAUCUCGUCAAUAUCACGCCCUGGCAUUUCCACCGUGUUUUCAAAGUCAUCACGGGGCUCACCAUCCGCGAAUAUGGCCAAUUGUGCACCGAGUUUGCCAAGAAAAACCGCGAUAUCAUGAACGCUUGCAAUAAACGUGUGCAAGAGCUCAAGAGCCAAGGCCACGUCUACCAGUGUUUCUCAGAUCCAGAUUUCCUCAAGGAGGGCUCGCUAAAGUACGAGCCUACUAGAAACGUGGUUUUACUGCCCCAGUACUUCAUCGAUCCUAAUAAAUCAAAAGAACACAAGAAAAUGCAAAAGGAGAACAAGGCCUUUGAUGGCAAAUGCACACAACGUGUGGAGGCUCGCAAACGCAGGGGCUCCAUCAUGUCAGGUCGUAUUAGGGCGGCUUCGCAAUCGAGCGUGACUUCCAACUCAUCGAUCCAGGACGUGCUUCAGGUGGAACCGGCUUUCCCUAGCACUCCGCAAAUGAGCCCUUCCGAUGUCAGAGCUUCGCUAUCAGCGUCACCCGUUCUACAUGGUGCCGCCGGUUUAAGUACCCUCGACUCUACGGUUCUAAAGUCAACACUUGCAAACUCGAGGAAAAAUAGCUUGGUGGCCGGAUCAUCAGCAACUCACUUGCCAUCUGCCUCCGGCAAAAUUGGGAAACCCAAACCUGUGUCUAGUAGCAGUAACGUCGGCCAUCUUCGUCACCUGAGUGACUCCUCUACAGGUUUGGACGCUAAGGAACUAUCUAAAUUGGCAGCCGCAGCUGCCAAUAACAAGGCUGUACCCAACGUCGGUGCUGUUCAAAAUACAGUGACAUCCCCAAAAGUGGACUUCAAGUUUGACAUUUUUGGUGGUGAAGGCAACGCAGCUCAGCGUUCAGUUGAUUCUCAUCAUUCUCAAUUGCCAGUUAGCAGUAGUAAUGGCGAUUUCAACUACGGUUUGGACGAACUAAACCCUCGAGCCGUCUCCAACUUUACUACAGCUUCCAGCAACGGUAGCUUUCAGCUAGAUUUCAACGAUGAUGUGGCCAAUAAUGUAUUGAAUCCCUCUGACAAUGGCUUUUACCUUGCUGAAAAUCAUCAGCCCCACAGUGACAAUAAUACCGCAACAACCUCUGUGCGAGGCAACUCCAAAUCUAUCGAAACAUUGCCGCGGGAAUCUAACAGCACUUUCUUGGGAGAUUUUCAUCCAGCAGACCUGGAUGACAGCUCUCAGCUACUUAUGGACUUGAACGCUCUGCCAGACGAUGGAAAUAUGAACCAGCCGUUUGGUAUCUUUGCUAACGGCCCGGACAUUGGAGGUGGAGGAAGUUUUACAAAGCUACCGGAACUUGGGGACUCAUAUGUUCAGCACGAACAGAUGUCUACAGGACAAAGUCAUCUUAAUGCUUCCAUGAUGAAACCCCUAGGACAAGACCAGCCACACCACGGCAGAUUGCAGGACGAUUCGCUAACAUCGUCCCUGAACUAUAAUAAUCCCUCGAGCUAUUCUAGGAAUAGGCUCAACUCUGCCGUCGCUCCAAUGGAUGACGUUAAUCGAAUGUUUCUAUCGGGAUAUUCUGGCGAAACCCCUCACGCUGCCGAGCCACUCGAAUCACAGAGCGGUAAUCCCACGGAGCAAAUUGUUUCUGCUCCUAUUGUCUCACAACCUUCUACUAGGGACAACACCAUGGGUUCAACUGUCACACCGGACACAAUCCUCACAGCUGAGACAAAUGCUUCAACUAGAGACUUCGAUGCCAAGGGAUCCUUGGCAGCUUUCACAAAUUUGGGGUUUGAUGCCUUAAGUCCUGGUUCUUCUCCCACUGCAUUAGACAUGGGAUUACCUGUCUUCAAUGGUAACCUAAACUCUGAUUUUACUGGUCCAUCCAUCGAGGCGUUGAUGUCGUCUGGCAAUGAUGCAACGCCACACAACUUCUAG
Lachancea sp. 'fantastica' is the source of this 2523-nucleotide messenger RNA. The record is from the annotation of a GenBank genome assembly. Lineage: Eukaryota; Fungi; Ascomycota; Saccharomycetes; Saccharomycetales; Saccharomycetaceae.